UUUCACCUGGCUUUGCAGUCAAGUCCACACCAGCCUGGUGACCCACUUCCGUGGUCAAAUUGUUGCAGAGUUUGACAAGGAAUUCCGGUACUUGUAUGCAGAGUCCAGAGCAGUGACCAGCUUCUGUGUGCCAGAUCCUGAAACCUGCCCCUCUUCUCAGAAUACCUCAAAAGUUGCCAACUCCUUUUUAAAAGCUGCACAGGUCAACGAUGCUGAAACCUCAAGCCCCUCCAGCAGCCUUUCCAACAUAAGCAUCAGAAGCAUAAAAAUGUCUCCCUUUCUGAAAAACUCCAGCUACAACGUACACCAGGAAAAGCAAGACUCGAGCUCUGAUUCUGGUAAUAAGAAGGGGGAGGAAGACACAUCUCUGAAGCCCACUUGCCCUAAGCAGCAAGGAGAACCACCAGACUCACCGAACAGUCCUCCAAAUAAAUCCACCCCAGCCUUGUAUCACAAAUCAAAUCUCAUGACAGCAAGGACAUUCUUGCAGCCGGAGCCUUCCCCUGCCCUGAGCUCCAAUAAACCUAGUUAUCAAGAGGACAAUAAGGCUAACAGCAGGCACUGCUCCCCACAGGAGCAGACGUUGCAGUCCCUUUCGGAGGGUGCCGGUAGCAACGGGACAAGCAUGAAGCAGAAAGGGCCUGCAGAAAGGGAAGUGACAGCAGAAAAUGACAACACUUUUUAUGGGAUUGACAAAAGGCAGAGUCCCGGACAAGGAAAAUUGGACAUGCUAUCCCCAUACAACCAGUUAAAAAGAGAUAAAAAGCCUGUAGUUCCCUCCUAUGAUAAACUCACUGAGGACAUGCUGACAGAAAAGAACAGCACGUAUGGGGCUGAGAAAAGAAUGACUCUUGGGCACAGUAAGCUGGAUCUGAUCACCAAGUACAACAAGUUAAAAUCUAAACACAUACACAGUAGGUUCGAACUCUGA
Messenger RNA from Balearica regulorum gibbericeps (East African grey crowned-crane), 931 nucleotides. Lineage: Eukaryota; Metazoa; Chordata; Aves; Gruiformes; Gruidae. The record is from RefSeq and is a predicted model, not a curated record.